Molecule: messenger RNA, 4334 nt
Organism: Xyrauchen texanus (razorback sucker)
Lineage: Eukaryota; Metazoa; Chordata; Actinopteri; Cypriniformes; Catostomidae
Product: basal cell adhesion molecule-like
Exons: 17
Coding region: 222-2069 (615 amino acids)
Cellular component (GO): plasma membrane
Source: RefSeq, a predicted model, not a curated record
ACAUUUUGUGCAAAUAUAUCAACCGAAGUCUCUGCCACCCGCAUCAAAUUUCUUGCGGCAAGAAGGACAGGGGAGCGCACUGUUGUGUGUGAGAGAGUGAUUGUGUGGGGCAGUUUGAACCAGAGGGUGAAGGAUCUGUACCGACCUGAGACGGACUGAAAAGAGCGCGAAGAACUUAAGCUACGCUACGUGAAGGAAAGCCGCUAAUUGAAGAGGCAACUAUGGAGAGAACAAUGUUGGGACAUCUCGCGGUUUGCUGCACCUUGCUAGCCCUGCAAGUGUGUUUGGCUUCAGUCACAGUGAAGGUGACCCCAAAGGUGGAGGUGAUCAAAGGAGAGAAUGUCAAGCUGCCCUGCAGCUAUACCAUCUCUGAACAAACCAGCCAGAUAGUGGUCCUGUGGCACAUAGAGACUUCAAGUGGAAGGAAGCAAAUAGCUUACAAGACUAACAAAGAUUCUGGUGUUGACGCUGGCACACCAUUAACAGACCGCCUUACCAUAGGAGAUGACUUUUCGCUCACAAUCUCCCCAGUCAUGGUUGAAGAUGAGAGGAGAUUUUUCUGCCAAGUGAGCGGGGGACCUCUGGGGGUCUCUGAGGCUGAGACUCAGGUCAAGGUUUUCUAUGCUCCAGAGAAGCCAUUGAUAACCGGAAAUAAUCAGGCCAUCACAAUCAGUCAUGACACUACCUCUUCCUCUGAGGUGGGUAAGUGCACCAGUAGGAAUGCUCACCCUCAGCCUCGUAUUAUCUGGUUUAAGGACAACACCCCUCUACCUGAAUUAAAGGACCAAAAUGAAAAAACGUACAUGAUACUUGGUGUAGUGAAGGAAGCCUCAGGCCUGUACACUGUGACGAGCUCUCUGUUCAUGCAGCCAGUAAAAGCAGAUGCUAAUUCUGAAUUCCACUGCACAGUGGAGUACAGCAUGCCGAACAACCUGAUCAAACAGGAUAGCUCUGAUAAGUUCAAACUCUCAUUGCUCUAUUCAACAGAGAAUGUGUUCUUCAAACUCUUGAAUCAGGGGCCAAUCAAAGAGGGGGAUGAGGUAAAGAUGGAGUGCAAAACCGAUGGAAACCCUCAGCCUAUAUUUGAUUUUUAUAAAGAGGAUGAAAUGCUGAAUGGCUCGGAAGGCAAUCUAACAUUGAACGUGACUCGGGAGGAUGCUGGAACAUAUAAGUGUGAGGCUCAGGACUUUGAUGCUCUACCAGAGGUUGAUCUUAUAAAGACACUCCACUUCAAAGUGCAUUAUCUUGACCCUGUGGUAGUUGCUCCAGAAGGUCCUCUGCUAGCUUCUCAGGGAGAUGUUGUGGAGCUUCAGUGUAAGACCAAGUCUUCAGAUGAAUACACCCUGCAGUGGAAAAAGGACUCUAAGGUGCUGUCGCAGUCGGGUGUGUUGACUUUGCAGUCAGUGUCUUUGGCUGAUGCUGGUGUGUAUGUAUGUGUCGGAGCUGUACCAUCUGUGCCAGGACUCCAAAAACAAGCCAGUGUCAAUCUUACCGUCUCAGGUAAACCUGAGAUUGAUGCUCCAGUGAAUGGCUUUGUUGCCAAGGAGGGAGGAAUGGUAACACUCAACUGCUCUGCUCUUGGUUAUCCUGCUCCACAGUUCUCCUGGACGCCCUCUGGCAAAGUGUCAGUGACCGUAGUGGGGAAUAAAGUGAUCAGCACAGUCACUCUUGGAACCACGGCUGCUGUUUUGAAGGAUGGUGUCACGUGUGAAGCAUCUAACAAGCAUGGAAUUGACAGCAAGAAGUUCAAAGUGUCCUUGAAAUCAUAUCCAGCGACAGACGCAGUAGACAAUACCGCUAACCGAGGAAACCCUGUGUUUAAAACAGCGGAAAAACAGCAGGGAGGUUCAAGCAUAGUUGUGAUCGCCGUAGUGGUGUGUGUUCUACUGCUCCUUCUGUUGGUGGCUCUACUCUUUUUCCUCAAUAAGAAUGGCAAGCUCAGCUGCGGGAAGAAGGACAAAAAGGAUGUAGCAUCUGGGGAGGUGAAAGGUGGUAUUGUGGUGGAGAUGACGACCAAUGACAAGGGCAACGAGGAUUCUAAUCUGCUAAACAAAACUCCUACAGAAUAGUGUUUAAGAGAGAGACAAAAAAGAGAUACAGAAGAACAAGAUCACCAGAGGAGGAGAGGAUUUUCCUUUCAAGAAAAUAAAGCAUGAUGGAGAAGAGAGAAGAUGAAUUCAUUUUAGCUAUACAGGUUGCUUUGGGUUGGGGGGAGGGGGUUAUAAUUUUUAAACUAUGGGUGGGUUUCAAUUUAACGGGGGAGGGGCAAAAAAAUCUUUUGACAAGUGUACAAUUUUGUGUAUAAUUAUAUAAUCAAGAUAUUUUUUGUCCAUAAAUAAUGAUAUAGAGCACAAAAUAACACCAUUCAUUGUGUCUACCCUGAAACGAAUCAGAAAAAUGUACCCACUGUAUGUUGCUGUUGUUCAUGCUGUGCAGUGCCCUGGUUAUGUCUAUUAGAUCAUGGUGUUGCACAGUGCAGUAUAGCCCUUUUGCAUUACAGACUGCACUUAGCCUACUGUCUAAAUGUAACUGCAUACAUGCCAUUAUUCUAUAGUAUGACCUUUAGCCACUUUGGGCAUGAUCUGCAUGGAAUAUAUGAAUAUGUCAUCACAUACACUGUAAGUUUGACAAAUGAAAUGAUCAAGCUCUGUCAUUCAUAUCUGCCUUUGUGAAGUCCAACAUUUCCAUUUUUGCUUCAGAUAUUUAGACCGUGCCUACUUGGCACACAAUGUGUUAUUCGCAUGUCUUUCACUAUAUUUUGAGUAAAAACCAAAAGCCAGGGGAUGUAUCAAAGAAAUAGAGGUGAGGUGGGUCAUUAAUUGUAAAGAACUGAACACCACUAAAACCAUUUAUCUGAAUGCACACAGCCAUUCAAUUCAAGUCUGAGAGUUACAGCUAAUCAACUAAUUUCCUCUACACUGAUUUGGAUUCCAUUCUACAUCCCAAACAUGUUCAAAGACUUUAACCUAACUCCGUAAUUAUUAAGCAUGUUAGGGGGACAGGUCAGGACUUUCUUGUGGGAUUUAUUUUUUUCCUCUAAAAUAACUCCUGAGAGAGUUAAGGGUUGAUUAGUUUAUAUAUUCUCACCUUUACAUUUCUUAGUUUCUUUUAUGGCUUAUUUAAUCUUUUAAGCACAAAUCAUAAUGCAGAAACUUUCACAAUAUACUUACUUUUCUUUUUCCUAAACACUGUAAUCUUCACUAGGUUAUCAUUAUUUAUAUUUAGAGAAACCUGUGAAAUGAAAUACCUUCGGCCUUUCUCCAAUCUUAAGUGUGUUGCUCUGUGCCUAGCUGUUUGUACAGUAAAACUCCAAGACUUCCAUAAAAACAUUAUGCCUGUAAAUUCCACAUGGAAGGAGAUAAACAAGAACACCUUGUAAAAGUUGAGGGACAGGGACAUCAUUUCUCUACUGUUGUUAGAGUGAUCAGCUUUUUUGUUAUUUAUCAUUAUUUGUAUUAAUUGCAAUUUUCAUUUUGCCUUCGUCUGUUUUUGAAACCAAAAAUAUUAGUUAUGAAAAAGACUGGGUGUAAAAAAUAAUUUCUGUAAGCCUGUAUAUGAUGUUCUAUGUUUUUGUGUUUUGCAUAUACAUGUUUUUUUCCCCUCAGUAAAAGCACACUCUUGUUCAGGUGAGGCACAGCUGGAAGAUUCUAUAAUCACUAUCUUCAGAACACACUGCCAUUGUUUUCCCAGACCCUACUGUUAAACAAAUCUGUGAGCCUUGUUAUUUUCUUCUAAUAACAGAUUCACAGUGAGCUGUUACUUGAGCCGGGUUCUCUUCCAGAGAAAUUACCAGCUAGAAUAAGGACAAGUUUCAACUGUUUUCAGAACUCUGAUGCCCACAGACAAAUAUGCACACACAAAUACAUACAGUGAUUCUCUGCUCCAACAAAACUGAUUACCUACAAUUGGAUAAGGACAUGGAGACGUAUGCACAGAAAUGGACUCAUAACUCUCCAUGUCUUAUAUAAAAUGUAAUAAUAACAUUUAUUAUUGUUUUUACCUACUGAGUCUGUGUAUGUAGUUGAGAGUGUUCUAAUGAAUUGGCAUGUAUUAGUUGACCUCUAGACACAUGGAACAUUAGCUAAGAAACUCUGAACUUCUCAUACACUGGAAAAAUACAGUGGCCAAUUCAAUUAUGUUUUACUUUUAUCUUAAUGUUUUCACAUAUUGGCUACUGAUUGAAUUCAGCCAUGGCUAUAUGUUUAUCAAUGCAAUGUGAUUUAGUUUAGUUAUGGUCAAUAUUUACAUGCCAAGAUAUUUGAGCACCCACUUUAAAAUAGUGUGAAACAAAAAUGUUUUCUUUUUUUUGUGUGUGUGUUUUUUUUUUAGGAGGA